GCCAGAUAAACACAAAAGGUUGUGAGUGAGUCAUCAGGCAUGCUUUGUUUUAUCACAUAGGCACUGUGCACUUUGUAAUGAAAUGAUCGAAUCUGGAAGUUUUCCAUUAUUGUGCGAACGUUACCCCAGGAAUGUACAUCAGGGAAUGUGCGCAUGAAGUAUGCACGCUAUAACUGGAGGUACGCUUACUUCUCAGCUUUUUUAUUAGCCGAUCAUGACAUCAGCAGAUAUUCAGAUAAAACGUGAAGCAACAGACGAAAUUAUGAAGGAAGAGAUUGAGGACUACAAUAUGUCGAAGGAGACGAUUAUGGAAGAUGAGGAAGAAGUUACAGGAGGGACAGAAGGAAAGGAUCCAGACUUAAUUGAUAUGUUCAAAGGUCACAGCACUCUACAGAAUGGAACGAACUCAGCUCUUGAUAAAAACAGCUCAAGUCCGGAGGCUGCGGUGGAAGCAGUAGACUAUACUGUUCGUAGACGAGAGGACGUCAUGGAAGAUCCCAUACACCAUGGCAUAUUCCAAUGCAGCCAGUGCAAUUUCAGAACUGAAAAUGAACAAGAGUAUUUUCAUCAUAGUGAAGAACAUGCCCCUGAUCGUGAUUUCAUCUGCAUUGUAUGCAAUCGAAAGUUCUCGAAAAAACAAAGCCUACGAAGGCACAUGAAUCUUCAUAGCGGUCACCGGCCAUUUAAAUGUCCUUUGUGCGAGUACAGAUCCUCGCGCAAGGAUCAUCUCCAGCUUCAUCUUCGCACACGUCAUGCACCCGGUAAAGCUACUAAUUACCAAUUCAAGUGUGUGAUCUGCGGAAACUCGUACCAAAGUCAGAAACGCAUGAUAAUGCACAUGAAGUCGCAUCAGAGGACGCACCGCUGCGACAUCUGUGGGAUGACAUUUCCUUCUUUCACUGCAAUGGACAGCCAUAAAAAGGCUAAACAUGUCAUGCCUACAACUCCUGUAUCAAACGGAAGUCCAUAUACGUGUCACGCUUGUGGUUUCAUGAGCACAAGUGCUCAGGGCUAUCAUAUCCAUUUGCAAAGUCAGCGACAUAAGGAUGUCAUUACCGCAUCCGUUCGAAUUCCUCAAGUCUUGAAGUCUUCAAUCGAAGAUGAGAAAAGAGAUGAUAGGAUCGAAAUGACUGCAGUUUCGUUCCCGGGUCCCAUUCCAAUUUCUAUGCGUCCAAUGAUACCAGAUGGCCCACAGCGCCUUCCGCCGACAUUGUCGCAUCUCCAUAAUCCUAGAGUCUUUCCGCAUCACCAGAUUCCCGGACCACAUUUCCCUAUCAGACCAGAAUUCUUCUCUCCGGUUUUUGGAUUUCCAAGACCGGACUUCCCAAGGCCAGAAUUUCGAAGCGAACAUAAAUCUGCAAUGCCGGUUAUACUUGCUGAUGUUAGUUCUCUGCGUUUGAGCCCUGCAGCUUCCGAGACUAUAUCUACCGGAUCACCAUCUCAAAGUGUAUCACCCAGUUAUAACCGAACAGUCAGCCCAAGCUAUAAUGCCUCAAGUCCUACGUCUAGUCCACUGAUGCAAAUGCCAGGCUUACUUAUGAAGUCAUCGCAGGAUUCUCCACGUAGUGUAUUUGUGAGUAGCGCAAGUCCAGUGAGUCCACAUUACACGUCAGUGAAUGUUAGCACCUACAAUCAAGGUGACGAGGCGUCACCGAAAAGCGUUGACUCAAAAUCGCGUACAUCAAGUUUUGAUUCAGGGCACGAAACUCGGCCAGAGCCGACACAGUAUAACAUGGCCACUAGCUCAGGGACGCGGGAUAACGCAACACAAGAUGAUAUCCGUAGAUGUAAGCAUUGUCACACUGUCUAUCCAGAUGAUGUAAUGUAUGGUAUACAUCUUGGUUGCCACGGAGUGAACCAUCCGUUCGAAUGCAACAUUUGCGGUCAAAUUUGUUGUGAUAAGUAUGAUUUUGCGACCCACAUAACAAGAAGUCUACAUAAAAAAUAAAUGUGUUACCAAUUGUGGUAGUGAUACAUAAGGAAAAUAUAAAGCAAAAAAAUAGAUAUAGAAGAAAAAAAGGCUGGAUUCCAAACCCACCUUUGUUGAUAGUUGCAAUGUAAUGUUAUUUCCAAGAAAUUUAUUUAUUUAUGUUAAAUUUUUUCCAUUUACUCUUUUCAUUUAAUCCGAAGAACAACUCAUCAUGUAUAUUUAUCUUGCUAAAUGCAGCUAUUUCAGCCUGAAGCCAGUCACAGGUAAAGACAAUCAAUGAUAAUAUAAUUGAACCUAAGAUUAUCUAUAGCUGUCAAAAUUUGUAAAAAUAAGAAGGCACUGUCAUUAGGAUAAGAAUAAGUACAGGUUAGAGUAAUCUGCAGGACAAUCAUCUUCUUUAUGUUGUGUGUGUUAUAAGUACCUGAACUCUGAACUCCAGCAUAUCGUUGAAAUUCUCUUGUACUGUUCAUGUGAUUUCUUAGGAAUGGAUAUCCCUCUUUGUCAAAUGGAAUUGAGGAGGACGCCAAAGUCAGUUGUAUUAGACAAUAUUAAAUCAACAUAUAUAUAAUCAAUAUGUGUUGACAAUCAAAACAUUAAAGAAGCCCUUUUUGGGAGUGGGGAUAUGGGUCGGUUACUUCGAAAAACCAAAUUGUACUGGAUAUUUUAAACAAGACAAGUUCAUUAAUUUUCAGAACAGUUUAAUUGUAAUGUACUUUAGAAAGUAUAGUAUGAGACUGAUAUCAUAUAUACAGUGUUACUGUUGCACUUGUAGAGCAUCACGAUAUUAUACUGUAUGCUAGUGAGUUUAGCUUCCCUUUAAAAUGCUUGUAUCAGCAUGGUCAGACAAAUCACUGGCUAAAAUGUAUGGCCUAGUGCAAAGAAAUAAAUUGUUUAUCUGGUACAUUUGGAUUACGAUUCUGUGUAAUACCUCAAAUAAUAUCUUCCCCUCCCGAUUUUGUAGUGAUUAAAAAGAACGUAUAUUCUGUUUGUCAGCAAACCCUAUACUCCAUACAUUUGAAGUCUGUAUAACUCAUUAAUAUCAUAUUGGGUCUAUUAAACAGAAUUGUCCUUGAUAAUCGGCUAUUUUGAAUGCAUUCAAAAUUGCUUUUGAUGAUCUCACAAAUGAUUGAUAAUUCGUGAAAUACAGGAAAGAUAGAAAACCUUGGUUCACAGGUCAUCGUUGCUAGUACUAACACCACAACCUGUUAAAUGGGCUUUGCAAAAUCUAGUAUAAUCUAAUAGACGGUUCAACGGAAAAAAGAUCCUAGAGUUAUAAAAGAUGUAAUAUAUUUAUUUCAGAAAAUGUUAACUUAUUUAAAAGAAAGGAAAGCGUAGAUGCGUGCAGGGUGUUGUGUUCUGUAUGUUGGUUUAGUCAUUAAAAGAAAACGAAACGUUUUGUAUAUAUAAACAAUGUUAGCUCUUUGGGAAAAAAUGUUUUUUAUGUUAUUUAUUUCAUAUGCUUUGUGUAUGUAAUGUUGUAUGGGCUAAAAAGCACAUAAUAAGAUAUAUAAACUGUGUAAGUGGAGAUUUUUGUGUGUAAUACUUUAUUAUAAGUAUUUCCAUAUCUUUGAAUUGAUUUUUUAACUACCCAGCUAUACAAUUGAGAAUGUAUGUUGCAUUCAAAAUAAGAAUUACCACCACCAAUGUAAACCACCUCCACUCCCAAUUUUGAGAAACACUCUUAAAUGUUUUAUGUAAUUAAAGAUUUAGUAUCAUUGUCUUUUUGUAUUUCUAGAUGUUUCAAUAUUAUAUUAAUACUUUGCAACACCACACUGUAAAUCCCUAAUUAUUUAUUUAUUUAAUUAAUUUUGUGUGUGUCCUUUCAGUGUUGACUGAAUUAAAGGGCCUUCUACUAAAUACAUGUUUCACUGAUGUUCACUGUAAAGCUCUGGCCAGACAUCAAUUAUAUUUGACAAACACAUGUGAAAUGCCUAAAUAUGGUCAUAAUGACAUCACAUCAUGACCAUAUAUAGGCACAUAUAGACUAUAUAUGGGCAUACAACAGUCUUUUCGUCAAAUGAAAUGUGAUAAUCUGGAUAGGGCUUUAUGUAGUACUAUUAUAUUUUUGUCUGUCAGAUGAAACGGUGUCUGUUCAGACUUAUAUUUCAGUCAUAUCUAAACAAAUAUAUUGUAUUUCCAUUUCUUUUGGAAGUACAGUAGAAAAAGCUUUAUACCAGAUCUGACAGACAAAAAUCUGAUGAAAUAUGACUGGUUUAGACUAUCUCUGGAAGGAAACAUCCUGAUUUGUGUAUUGUUUUUUUCUUGCAGAUGUAUUUUGUAUUUACAUAUUGAGUAAAUACAUUUCUCAUGAUGCUUCAUAAAAAUUGUAAAGUCAUUCAUUGGUCUGAUGCCUUUAGGAUUCAUAAUGGAUAAGUAGAUCCUAGGUUAAGUGCAUCAUAUCUUUGAUGUAUAAGUACUCCACAGCUUUUCAA
Messenger RNA from Anneissia japonica, 4362 nucleotides. Its product is annotated as zinc finger protein Pegasus-like. The transcript has 3 exons. NCBI's taxonomy places the organism in Eukaryota, Metazoa, Echinodermata, Crinoidea, Comatulida, Comatulidae. Gene Ontology annotation, molecular function: RNA polymerase II cis-regulatory region sequence-specific DNA binding; DNA-binding transcription factor activity. The record is from RefSeq and is a predicted model, not a curated record. The coding region runs from base 215 to 1948 and encodes 577 amino acids. Gene Ontology annotation, biological process: regulation of transcription by RNA polymerase II.